Aureobasidium subglaciale EXF-2481 is the source of this 855-nucleotide messenger RNA. RefSeq lists its product as uncharacterized. The record is from RefSeq and is a predicted model, not a curated record. NCBI's taxonomy places the organism in Eukaryota, Fungi, Ascomycota, Dothideomycetes, Dothideales, Saccotheciaceae. The transcript is spliced from 2 exons. Bases 232 to 774 code for a protein of 180 amino acids.
UCUCGCCGAAGCCAUGGACACCGACCAACAUCGCGUUGAAUCAACUAUUGUUGUCUGAGCGAGUUCUUGCGUUUUUCUCGGAUAGAGGUUUUCGAGCGCACUGAUGCAGCCGUGUAGGACGCCUCUCGACAUCUAAGACACUAACACGACAAAAGACAUGCUCUCGGCCGCCUGUCUCUGUUCGUCUACAAUUGGUAGGACUAGAACGAGACUUAUCACUGUCAACACCGUAUGGACUGGUCUAUAAAAAAAAGGCGAUGGAGCGCCUGUAUCUUGUAUUUACAGAUUCGCUCGACACUCAGCAAAGCAGCGGCAACUUCUCACUCCAUUUUGUUGGGACCCUACCCCAUGUUCAUUCCCUUUCCCAACCCCAUGAAUUUCUUCAAAUUCUGCAGGGGGAGUAAUGAUGAGAGUACCUCGAAGCCUUCCAGCAAGGUCUACAAGCCUCGCAAACGAAGCAUCAAAGCUGGCGAUUCUAAACGAACCAAGCCUGCUAAGCCUGCCAAUAGAGCAGCGACUUCUUCACGCCUAUCCACACCUGCCAAGGUACCAUCUGAAAGUAGCGAACCUCAGCUACAGCCAACCAAGAGUACUGGGAAAACCAUCGAUGACGACGCGGAACUUAGAGCAAAGCUGCAGAUAAGAAUGUUCCCAAGUACCUCUUCCGCAUGUGGUAUGCAGGCUCUGGUCAAGAUGCCAGGCUCAAUACCGUCUCAGCCGUCAUUCCUCAUGCCUUCUUACGCGGUAUUGGCCAUGAAUCAGUCUACCACAUGACGCGUUCAACCUUCUUGUCCAACACUCAAUCGCAUGUCGGAGGUAGUACGCGAGUGAGCUUACUCGGAAUUUUCGUCGUGG